CUCAUCUGUACCCCUGGGUUCUGUGCAGGCAGUCCCUCAUCUGUACCCCUGGGUUCUGUGCAGGCAGUCCCUCAGCUGUACCCCUGGGUUCUGUGCAGGCAGUCCCUCAUCUGUACCCCUGGGUUCUGUGCAGGCAGUCCCUCAUCUGUACCCCUGGGUUCUGUGCAGGCAGUCCCUCAUCUGUACCCCUGGGUUCUGUGCAGGCAGUCCCUCAGCUGUACCCCUGGGUUCUGUGCAGGCAGUCCCUCAGCUGUACCCCUGGGUUCUGUGCAGGCAGUCCCUCAUCUGUACCCCUGGGUUCUGUGCAGGCAGUCCCUCAUCUGUACCCCUGGGUUCUGUGCAGGCAGUCCCUCAUCUGUACCCCUGGGUUCUGUGCAGGCAGUCCCUCAGCUGUACCCCUGGGUUCUGUGCAGGCAGUCCCUCACCUGUACCCCUGGGUUUUGCAAAAGGAGUGAUAUACCUGUACCCCUAGGUUCGACAAAGGCUGCUGCCUUGCUAACACCCACCUAACCAUUUGCACCCUUGGCUACUGUGGUCCGUGUGCCUUUACCGGGAUGCCCGGCUACCAGUGACCAGAGGGGAUAUGCCAGCAGUCCGGAUACUGACGCUGGCUGUCUGCUGCUGGCUCCUCCUGGUCCCAGUUUGCUGUUGUGGUCCUGGCCGGGGGCCGGUUGGCCGUCGCCGUUACAUGCGUAAGCUGGUCCCACUGCGUUACAAGCAGUUUGUGCCUAAUGUUCCAGAGAAGACACUAGGGGCCAGUGGCAAGUCAGAGGGCAAGAUCCGACGGGGCUCAGAAAGGUUUAUUGAGUUGGUUCCCAACUACAACCCAGACAUCAUCUUCAAGGAUGAGGAGAACACAGGAGCUGACCGACUCAUGACUGAGCGCUGUAAAGACAGAGUCAAUGCCUUGGCUAUCUCUGUGAUGAACAUGUGGCCAGGCGUGAAGCUCCGGGUUACCGAGGGCUGGGACGAGGAUGGACACCAUGCUCAUGACUCUCUGCAUUAUGAAGGGCGCGCAUUGGACAUUACAACAUCUGACCGAGACAGGAGCAAAUAUGGCAUGUUGGCACGCCUGGCAGUGGAAGCUGGCUUUGACUGGGUGUAUUAUGAAUCCAAAGCACACAUCCAUGUCUCUGUGAAAGCAGAUAACUCACUGGGUGUCCGAUCUGGUGGCUGUUUUCCUGGAACAGCUAUGGUUAUGAUGGCGAGCGGUGAGAAAAAGUCUCUGUCUGAACUGCAGCUUGGCGACACUGUCUUCACUACAGAUGAAACAGGCCAGUUGAUCCCUUCAGUGGUUCUGCUCUUCUUGCACAGGGAUCUAUAUAAAACAGCUACGUUUGUGCUGAUUGAAGCUGAGGGGCACACAUCCAAGCUCCUUGUUACACCCAAUCAUUUGUUGUUUAUAAAAAGAAGCUUAUCAGCAGGAUUUCUACCAACUUUUGCUUACAGAGUUCAGAUAGGAGACCUGGUUCAAAUCUAUGUGAAUGGCACUCAGCUGCAACCUUCUAAGGUUGUGAGGGUAUCUGUAGAGGAACAAACUGGUGUAUAUGCCCCCAUGACAGAACAUGGAACCUUACUUGUGGAUGGGGUGCUAACAUCCUGCUACGCUACUGUGGAGUCACACACUCUGGCACAUGCAUCUUUGGCCCCACUUAGACUCUUUAAAGGCAUAGCUUCAAUGCUCCCAGAUUUAGACCUGAGUGACGGGGUGCACUGGUAUUGUCACAUACUCUAUCUGCUGGCCAAGUAUGUUCUUUGGUGGGAUAUGCCUUAAAUUAAGUACAAAUUACGGUGGUAUGUUUCUGAAUGCUGCUGAAAAUGGGGAGAAUCACAGACACAAAGAGAUAUAUUUUAUUAUCAACUGGUUCCUCCAACUGACCUACAUAAAGAAGAUGCUUUUCCCUGAAAUGAAUACUCUGCAGUCUAUUCAAAAUGCCCCAUAAUCCUUCCCUUUGACUGGAUCCCAGAACACCCCACAUCCAAACUCUAUAAAGUUUAUGGUUAGGUGAAAGUUAAGGCUUGGUUGGCAUAUAAUAAGCAUGUAAAGAAAGUAGCUACCUUCUUUCAUCAUAUACAUUGUGUCUAAUCUAUAUGUGGUAUAAUGAGAAUUAUAUGGUGUGAAAAGGCAUAGACAAGGACUUACAUGAAAGUUAAAUGACUACACAUGUGGGAAUGGGGCUUGCCACUCUGUGCUGUUCCAAGUUUACCAUUUCCCAAGUGGAAAAGUACUGUAGGCUUCAGUUAGACCAGCUCCAAAGAAACAUUUUUUUCCAGUCUUAGCCAAAGAUAUCAAUAUGAACAGUAAGCCUGAGCUUGGCAAGGUUCGUGAUAGUGAGGCUUUUCCAUGCUGCUAGAGAUUGCAUGUUGAGUGGGUUUUGCUUAAGUUGUAUUUAUCAUGAUCUCUGCCCAUACGUCGCAAAUGAACUCCCUCCACAUCUCCUGUUCAUGUGGGAAUUCAACAGUGCAUGUCCCUAAUGAGCAAUAUACAUGCACAUACAAACCUUAAAAAAACACUGGACCCUAAAGCUAUGAGGGCCUGAAAGUCACUAUGCACUGAUUAUUUAUUUUUUUCUUUCAUAACUCCUAGUUUAGUGAUUUUUUUAAAAUAGCUGUCCCGAAACUAAAAGUUCAACAGAAGCAAAAGAUCAGAGUCCUACUGAAGCUCCCGCUGCUGUAAACAACGUACAUACUCUCAACUCUACUGAUACAAAGGUUACCCAAGAGGCUUAUGAUAUUGUACUGAAGUCAGCUGUUCUUCUAUAGAUGCAGAUGUAUUGUGUUUUGCUGUGUCUUAUUUGUCCCAGGUGCAUAAAAAUAGCCCCAAACAAAAAUAAAGAAUGUAACGUGCCAUAGCCCUUUAUAAACGAACCAAACAGAGACUAAAGAAAUCUGAGUCAACUAUGUCCAACAGCAGGUGCGGUGUGUGGAGAAAUGACACCAAUGGAAAUACAUAUUCCUAUUUCAACUUUUCAAAUAUUUGUUUACACCCGAAAAAGUGGACAUUUUUCAAAUAGUCAACAUAUUUGCAACCUUUCAGAUGCACAAAAAUUGAUAUAUUUAUCUCCCUAUAACCCACUGUUUGCAUUAGAAAACAAAGCACUCCACUCAGUGCUAUCUGUGCCUUACAAAUAUGUGAUUAAAGCUGCUCAUCUACUGGCAGAUUUAGUAUUGACUGAUACAAUAACUAACAACCAGGCUUACUCUGAUUAAAACUAUAUGCAUAACACAUCUGCAGUGCAAGCAAUGUUUACUGGAAUCGGGCUCAGGGCAAGGGAAAGAGCAAAAUAAUUCACCUAAACAAGCUCAAAAGGAAAAACACUACAUCAGGACCAUGAUCUCCGCUUUAAUUAUAUCAUGUUUCCAGGGCAGCAGCAGCAGGAGGUACUUUAGUUUGGGGUCCCAUGAGACAAGAAGAAAAUACAGGCCACGAAUGGGGUGUGGCCUGCAAGCAGUGGGGGCAGGUUGGGUGGAUUAUUGGCAGUGUUUUUGGUGUGUGGCCAGGAAAGACCCGUGGCAAAAUGUGUGCCAGGCGCAAACAUUCUAAUUGUCAGCAGGGCUCAAUGACAAGUGGCUCCUGGUGGGGGGAGCCCAACUAACAUACCAGCAUGGGGCUCUACAAUUACUGAUGAUGGCCCUGCCUGGUUCUUUUUACAUAGUAAUACAGAAAAUUAGGUAAAAAAACACAUGUUCAUCAUGUUAAACCUUUUAUGUCUAGAUAGAUUUAAUAUUGGAAGAGAUGAAAUGAUGGGCACCCAAGAAUAGCUUUAGGGGACCUAGUAGGGCAAUUAGAUCAUACUUGUCAGUAUCCCUAGAUACAAUUUUGUUAAUAUUUGGCCAUGCCCAGGUAUAUGUGUCUUAUCUCCCCAAUCUCCCCUAAUCUGCCAUAGACCUACUUCUGUGAGAGCCACACCUGCUUUGCCACAGCAUUAUGAUCUCUCAUUGGUAAAAUAGGACUGUUGGCAAGAUAAGGGUGGGAGGGGCAAACCAUUCAGAGCCCAAUUUUCGGAUAAUUUCUCUUCCCACAGCAAUUGUUGCAUUGCUACAUUGUUGCUAGGGAGUCAGCACACCAACUGGGUUUUCAUUGUCUAGCAGGUUGCUGGCAAGUGGCUUCAGCUGGCAUAUUUUAAAUGGAGACUGUGUGGGAAAGAGGUGGGGCAUGGACCACUUUGGUCCAACUAGCGCAAGACUCCUAUUCAAUAACACAACAUUGAACUUAAAUUAUGUUAUAAAUACCCCAUGCCCCGUCACCUGUGCGCUGCCAGCUCAUGGUGUAAAGCUUGUGUGAACUGGGCUCUAAAAUUGCCGGAAAACACAAUUUUUUGUAUAUCCCUCCUAAAAUAAAAAAAACCACAACUUU
Molecule: messenger RNA, 4357 nt
Organism: Xenopus tropicalis (tropical clawed frog)
Lineage: Eukaryota; Metazoa; Chordata; Amphibia; Anura; Pipidae
Gene: dhh
Product: desert hedgehog
Biological process (GO): intein-mediated protein splicing; system development; protein autoprocessing
Cellular component (GO): extracellular region; Golgi membrane; endoplasmic reticulum
Molecular function (GO): patched binding; peptidase activity
Source: RefSeq, marked provisional